Branchiostoma belcheri (Belcher's lancelet) is the source of this 1829-nucleotide messenger RNA. Its product is annotated as small ubiquitin-related modifier 1-like. Gene Ontology annotation, cellular component: PML body; nucleus. The transcript is spliced from 5 exons. Bases 201 to 503 code for a protein of 100 amino acids. NCBI's taxonomy places the organism in Eukaryota, Metazoa, Chordata, Leptocardii, Amphioxiformes, Branchiostomatidae. Gene Ontology annotation, biological process: protein sumoylation. Gene Ontology annotation, molecular function: protein tag activity; ubiquitin-like protein ligase binding. The record is from RefSeq and is a predicted model, not a curated record.
AACUAGAGUCCGUCCCGUAUGAAGACAAUGCCACAGAACUACUGCAUCAGGCAGGAAAGCGGGGUUUUGUUGGCGGGUUUGGGUGAAUGACCUCGCUUUCCCGCCUGUGUACUGGAUAAACAACGCGGGUAAAUAAAAACAAAAGAGCCCGGAUGUAAGCAUGGGUUAGCCCGCACGCAUGCGCCAUUCAUGCGACCAACAUGUCGGACGAUAAUUCGGAUGCGAAGCCGGCAGAGGGUUCUGGAUCGGGGGACCAGCAGUAUAUCAAGCUCAAAGUUAUGGGCCAGGACAACAGUGAGAUCCAUUUCAAGGUGAAAAUGACCACCCAGAUGAGGAAGCUCAAAGAGUCAUACUGUCAGAGACAGGGAGUUCCUAUCAACUCAUUGCGGUUCCUAUUUGAUGGACAGCGCAUUAACGAUGACCAGACACCAAAGGAGUUGGAAAUGACAGAUAACGACAUAAUAGAGGUGUACCAGGAGCAGACAGGAGGGGGGGAACACUGAACCAAGGCAGCUUCCUGCAUUCCAACCAACCCUAAAUCACACUAUCGGUCCAUGCAAGCUGACACAUCUCAUCCCCGCUGUAGAUACCAUGGUGCAGUCCUAUUCUACCACAUGUUUCAAACAGACUGUGCAACAAGUGAUCAAGAUAUUAUCCCACAGUUUGUCAAUGUAGUUUGUAUUGCAGCUUUGUAAGAACAUGCUAGUUGUGGACUCCUUCUUUUUACGUCAUGUUACUUGCAUUUAUUAAAGAGCAACUGUGGUAGAAUUAUGUUACUAAGUUGUAUCACUAGUGGUGAUGAGAUUUGGCAGAGUUAUCAAAGAAGCUGGUGUUUCCUUCUGCAAGGACACAGCAACUACAUUUGCAUCUCUUGCUUUCCCCUUUUCACAGCAUAAGGUACCCAAACAGGAGAAGUAGCAAGUUUUGCUUACAGUAUUUUAAGGAAGAGGUUUUUCACUGGGGCAAAGGUGGAAAAGAGUAAGGAAAUACAAAAGUAGUUGUCCCCAUAUGGCUGCUUGCUUUUUGAGAAAGUUUGGUACAAUGUUUGCUACCACUUUUUCUACUGUGAUCAAGGGGAAUAGCAAGACAGAGAGGUUAAAAAUAUUCUUUUAUUUUAACAUUAACAUCUAGUGAUAUGUUGUAAUGUCCCCAGUGGCUUUGGGGUUUCAGUGCCUCAUUGUCUGUUGAUGCCCUAAAAGUAAAACAGAGAGAGAAAAUGUACACAAUGUUACAUACUGUUACUUUCUUAGGCUUUGUUUUCUAAGUGUAUAGAAGUUGUUGUGUUGUUGAAAAGGAGAUUGAUGUUUAGCUGUAGUUGUAGAAUGUUUUUUUUUCCCCUGUAUGAUAAUCUUUACAAAACAGAGUACUUGUCCUGUGAUUCAAACUGUGACAUACCCUCAACAGACAUCUAAAGGAACAGAUAAAUAAACCUUUUUUGAAUAUGUAUAACUAAUAUUGCAUUCAUACAGAACACCUCUAAGCAUCCUUUCUAAAGCAAUCAACAUGCAGCUUGUAUCUUUUACUAGUUUCAAAGAUGCCCCCAUUAUUUCUGCAUAAGAAUUGUGACUUGUUAUUAUGGUACAAGUAAGCAAGCUUCACCUGAAGUUAGAAGUCUUUGGAGUUAUACGUUUUACCACUGUCAGUCCUUGGCUUCAUUUUGUGAUCAUCAGUUGGAUUGGCUACCCUGUAAUAUUUUUUAAAUCUUCUGGAAGGAUAUGUAUUAGAGAAGCCAGGGCUUGAGUCUGGUAAAAAGUGUAGAUUCAAAGAAGACAGGCCAAAAUUCGUAGUUCUGACACCCCGGCCAUGUUAUGUAAAGUAAAUCAUGCUCU